GGUACUAUUUAUACUGCCUUUGCCAAGUUCAAAUAUUCUCUACAUCUCAACCCACUGACCUUCAUUAAAAAGUCCCCUAAAUCAACAGAAACGAUAACCUUGCCCGACACAUACUUACAACAAUAUGGCACCAUCUUCCACGAUGAAUCUUAUGCUUUCUAUCCUUGGAGCCGUGGCUGCCAAGGUUGCUGCCGCCAAUCUGGAAUCUCCUCUUCCGGGUUACACUUCCGUUCCCAUGACUUGGUACGGCAUCAAUGAGAUCAGUGGCUCCAACGUCACUAUCAAUGGCACAAUCCAGGAGAUUCAAGAUCAGAUUCUGUUGGCAAAUCAGUCCAUCAAGUGGGUUGUGCCGACUACCAAUACCAAACGAUACAUCGUUCCUCGCGAUAAGACUUCCAUCAACUGCGGCGUUGGUGGAAACGGCCCCGCGGAGAAUACUUAUCUCCAGGAUGGCAUCGAUCAUCUCAACAGCGUUACCGAUCAUCCAUGCAUCAUGGAGGCCGGACCUGGUGUCUGCACACGCGUUAGCUGCUCUGACGAUACUGCCAUCUGGGUUUGCAACGAUAACUCGUACGAAAUUCAGCAUAGUUGCCCCGAUCUAGCCACUUAUGCAGUUGACAUCCGUGCCAAGUGCCACUCUUACACGGUUGAGAUGACUAUCCGAGGAGAGGAGUACGAUUCUGGCAAUUUCCAUGUGGUGGUUGGAGGAGAUAGUUGCUAGACAGAUAACGAGAGGCCAGUGUAAUAUGGUUGGUACAGUCAAAGGGUCCACUAGGCUCGCUGAAGAUGAAAGGCGAGGGUAGCCGGAUGCAACUCAUACUAACCUAGGUACCUAGCUAAGGAGAUGUGAGUUUAUAGAUAAAUUCCAUCGUUCUUGUUAUUAUUUCCUGUUCCUGACCUUCCAUACGGACGAAGGUAUACAUGUAUCUACAUGAAUCCCAGUUUGUGACAUUGAAUAUGGAAAGCUUUCCAUGAAGCAGUGAUACUGUAAUACGAGAAACCCGCUUGCAUAGUCCGUGGAACUGAUCGCGUGGAAUCUUUAAUUGUUGUCAUGUGGCACAUAGGUACCUAGCAAAGAUAGGUAGUGAAAAUAUAAUACGUGGUCGCUGUAGUGAUUCGUGAAGGGUUCAAUGUUCGCAUCCAUGAACACCCUAGGUUAAGUACAGUAUGUUGAAGAGCGCAUGAUGUUUGUUGAACACCGUUAAAUUUCGGUACGUAUUAUGCAUGUACUACAUACUAUGUAGUUAUAUGCUAGUAGGGAUGUGUAGGUAGAUUUGAUUACGUAAUUUACUCCCCAUAUUGAUUCAAGGCAGCUGCCAUUGUAGAAUGGGCUCUUGUAGA
Hypoxylon fragiforme is the source of this 1341-nucleotide messenger RNA. RefSeq lists its product as uncharacterized. The record is from RefSeq and is a predicted model, not a curated record. The transcript is spliced from 3 exons. Bases 125 to 721 code for a protein of 198 amino acids. Lineage: Eukaryota; Fungi; Ascomycota; Sordariomycetes; Xylariales; Hypoxylaceae.